CUUUGUUUCGAUAAAACUCCGUCAAGCACCAUCAUCUAAGUUGUUUCAAAAAAGCCGAGGGUCGAGGGUUACGUCUGCCGCUCCGUUGCUAACAUAUCGGCGUCUUGUGGUUUGUUUACGAGACACACUCCUAAACCGUGGAUUUCUUGCAGCACAUCGAAGAUUGCCUUGUUGAUGUGGAUCCUUUUACCGCGUGAAGUAGAUCAGUCAGGAGAUCUGAUCCGACGACGGGCUGACACAUCAGCAUCGGCUUCAAGCUCACAGUCGGAAGGGCUGCAUCUGCAACCCAACUGUACUGUUACAACAUAAGAACGACUAAGGCUUGUUCUAAACUUUUUGCUUCUCCAGCUUUGUGAUAAGCAAGCAACCGGUCUCACUAUGGAGAAUCCACUGUGCGACCUUUGCGGGCGUAGUGCUACCAUCAUGUGCCCGUUGCGGAAGAGACCUUAUUGCUCACGCGAGUGUCAGGAAAGCCAACCUCCGCGCCCCGCCAAGCGCAUGCACCCCAAUCCCUCCGCACCGUCAGCCUAUGGUCUAGACCGACGACUACCUGGCGAGUCUGGCUAUUCCGGUGGCAACAACUACAGCAGCAGUAAAGCGGGAGGGUACGGGAGCAACUAUGGUACCGGCCAGGGUUUCUCGGGAGGGCAAAAUUUUGCCGGGGGCUCUGGGUUCGGUGGGGGACAGGGCCAGUUCACAGCGCCUCAGAGCGGAUUCACCGCCGCACAAGGGUUUUCGCCGGGAGGAUUUACCGGCGGUCAAUCAGGGUUUUCUCCAGGGUUUUCUUCCAACCAGGCUGGCUUUGGUGCUAACCCCUCAGGCUUCUCGUCGUCGCGGAAGCAGAGCUUCGCCGGUGGUGCUAACAAUCCUGGCUUUUCCGUAGGAGCCGGAGGCAAUUUCGCGAGUGGAUCGGGCUUUACUGGGAGCCAAGCAGACUUUGCCGGAGGUCAAGGAGGAUUCGUAGGGGGUCAGGGAGGGUACGGAACGUAUGACCAGGGGUACUCACACCCAGCGUAUGACCAACAGCGCACAACGGGAUGGAGCCAGCCAUCAGGAGCUAAGCAGAACUCGCUGCAACAGGUGCAGAAUUUGAUUGCGGGCGAUGCCGGAACACAGAAGAGCAUGUUCCCAUGGAAACGGAGCAAAGAGAACGGCGGAGAGAGCGGGGAUGGGGGACGCGAUAUCAGUCCACAACCGGGCGCGAAUUCCAACAAACGUGCACACAACCAGCAGUCUGACACGGGAGGUGGUGCUUAUGACGAAGGCAAUGGUAUGGGGCUCGAUAGAAGCAUUGCGCACGGAGGCAGUACGAUGAAUAUGCAGGAUAUGGGUAUGCAGAUGAAUAUUGGUGAUGUUAACGCCAACGCCGAUGCGAUGGCCAAGAAACAGAAGAAAGGAAAGGCUCAGCAGGAGGCUCUUGCCGCUGCCUGGGACCCGAAUGAUGCCGGGAAGAAGGGCAACAAGGACAAGAAAGAGAAGCCCAGUUUUGCGUGCACCGUGGAGGGUUGUCAACGCAAGUACGCGAAUGCGUACGCUCUCAAGUAUCACAUAGAGAAGCACAACACCGAGGGUCCCCUGGCAUGCCCGUUUGAUGGGUGUACGCAGAAGUUCUGGUAUAAGAAUGACCUGUCCGACCAUCAGUUUGCUAUGCAUGCCGACCAGGCAGACCCCAACGGGAAGAACGGUAAAGACCAACCAAGCGCGAAUGCAAAUACACAAAAGUUUCCUUGUACAUGGGAGGGUUGCAAGAAGGAAUACGGUAACAUGUAUCUACUCAAGUAUCAUAUGGAACGUCACGAACAGCCCGGUCCCCUCGUAUGUUCUUGGGACGGGUGUAACAUGCGAUUCUGGUACAAAAAUGAGCUCACCAAUCACACACGCUCACACGCACAGCAGAACAACGCCGCGCAAACCCUGGGGAGUAAUGCCUUGGUGCUGUCCGAACUCAAGAACGGCAACAACAACAACAACAACGCCAACGGGUCCAUGGGCAAGAAGAACGGCAAGAACGGUGGCAUGGCUUUGACCAUGGUCACCAGCAAGGGGGGCCGGGGCAAGGCCGCCUCGGGCAAGGAUAGGGUCGAGCAUCCCUGUGUGUGGGAGGGGUGCAACAAGGUGUAUGGCAAUGCGUACGCGCUCAAGUACCACGUGGAGAAGCACAACACCCCCGGGCCGCUUAUUUGCCCCGAGGACGGGUGCGGCGGCCGGUUCUGGUACAAGACCGAUUUCACCGACCACACCCGCGCCCACGAGCGUGCUGCAGCCGAGGCCAACGGUACGCUGACCGGCGCCGACGGCACCAUCGACCAAGCCUUAAAACCAAAGGGACAGUUCCCGUGCACGUGGGGGGGGUGUCAUAAGGUGUACAGCAGUGCGUAUGCGCUCAAGUACCAUCUGCAGAAGCACUCGAGCGAAGGGCCCCUGGCCUGCACGUGGGAGGGCUGUGGCAAGCGGUUCUGGUACAAGUCGCGUCUCACGGCGCACAACCGUGAACAUACCGGCGAGAGCCACCCGUAUCCCUGCACGUGGGAGGGCUGCGGUAAAAGCUUUGUGACCAAGAGCGAGCUGACCGUGCACACGCGCAAACACUCGGGCGAGCGCACCUUCCCCUGCCAGGUCGAGGGCUGUGAGGACAAGUUCUCAAGUCGCUUCAACCUCAACGUGCACAUGCGCUGGCACACGGACAAGGGCCUGCUCACGUGCUCUUGGCAGGGCUGUGCGGAUCAACGCUUCCAGUCACAGGACUCUCUGGCCGAACACAUGCGCAUGCACGACGCCUCCUUUGGCGGCACCAUCAUCGGCGACCACAGCAAGGAAGUGGGCCCCGUUUCCCGCAUCAAACUAAUCCCCAACAACCCGAAUAUGGGCAUGCAGCAGCUUGCGGCCGCGGCGCCGGCGCCGGCUCCCGCGCCCAAGAAAGGCAAGUCACGCGGCAAGUAUCUCUGCCCGUGGGAUGGCUGCCAGGAGAAGUUCAGCUCGUCUACGAACUUACUGGCCCACUUCCGCACGCACACGGGGGAGAUGGUGACCUGCACCGUGCCCGGCUGUGGGCUCGGGUUUGCGCUGGAGUCUGAACUGGAGCAGCAUUUCAGGGGCGUGCACGGGUUGGAGUUGUACAAGUGUACCUGGGACGGAUGCUCGCGCACGUUCAUCAGCAAUCAGCUGCUGACGGAGCAUUUGCCGAUCCACUCCAAGGGCAGCGGCGCCAAGCCGUUUAUGUGUACCUUUGGGCCGUGCCAGGAUAAAUUUGCCACCUGGUACGAGCGCAAGAUCCACAUGAUCACGCACGCGCGCGACAGGCCCUACACCUGCACGUACGACAACUGUGACAAGACGUACGCGUCCAGCGCCCGCCUUAAGAGUCACUCCAAGAAGCACACCAGCCAAGUAGGCGAGGGUGGCGAGGAGAUUGACGAACACAAGUUUGUCUGCACCGUGGCCGGCUGUGGUAAGGAGUAUCUCAAGGACUCGACCCUGGCCAACCACAUGCUCAAGAAGCACUCGGCGGACGCUCGCAUCAUCUGAGCGGGGUAGGCGUGACGAGUUGACGACUAGAGAGGCGGGAGCGGAUGGUGGCCCCGUCCCACGUGCACAUGUGUGUAGUUUCAUGGGGUGUGCACUUGUAUAUAUGGUUACACGUGCAUGUCCGAUACAUGCUGUUCGUACAGGUUUUUAUAAUGCGCUGGCGGCCCGGUGUUCCAGUACAACGUUGUGGGGUGUGACGAGGGGCAUUCCGUGGACUUUUAUCUGGCAGACACUACGCGGUAGAAACUAGGGCACUUCGGUGGCACAGUGGUUUAUGUACAGGCACGUGAAGACGGUUGCAUUGCCCGUCUCACGUCCUGGGGGUUUAUUGACAAAGAUUACAUACGGGGUACAUAUGAUUGAGACGUCAAUCAAAGGUUUACACACGUGUGCAUCGGACGCGCACACUCUUCCUGUGUGAUGGGCUCAGAGUGAGGCAGCCUAACACAGGGCUGAAUGAGGGAGUCUGUAGGCAUACUUGUUGGUGCGUCGACUAAGCUACAUGACUUAUUGAUAGGCAUUGGGGCCCAGAACAUGUGGCGAUUGGAUGUGGGUGGGGAGAUCAGGGCGAAAUUCGGGUGGGCUACAGUUGGAAGGAGUAACUGUUUCGCACGGUACGUUUUCGCUUGCCGUUUAUUGUUAUAUAUAACGACUAUUUACACUAACACCGCUUCAUACGCACUGACGCUUGUGGGCGCGCGUGUGUGUGUGGAUAGGACUGGGUCGAUUAUUUCUGUUCUGCACAGUACGUGUAUCAUGUGCACACUCCUAUACGUUAGCGAGGCGAAGGGCCACGCACCCGGGUGUCGGGGUGGUGCUGGUGUCUGGCAAUACUCAACAUACUGCAUACAUUGGGUGUACAUGGGUUUAUAUAUAUAUAUAUAUAUAUAUACCCUACAAAGAAAGUGGUUUGUACUGUUCACAUGCAUGGAGCCUGGUCGGGCUGAUCAGAGAUGGAAGUCAUGCAUGGGCGACGAUUGCUCUGCGGGAAUGCCGUGGGCAGACAGGGUAGACACGUAUCUAUACGUACACACAGACGUAUGUAUAUGUGGAUAUGUGUUAUCUAUGUUUAUAGGCAUUUAUAUAUAUUGCAUAUAUUAUACGUAUAGGUAUAUUUUAUAUAUGUAUAUUUUAUAUAUGUAUAUUUUAUAUGUAUAUGUAUAUGAUGAUACAUACAUAGACUUGAGAUGGAGGUGGUACGAGAGGAUGCAGCAUAUGUACAGAGUUGUUUAGUUUGCUGAGUACUGCUGCACUGCGCUCAUCGGAGUCCUACUCAUGGAACAGCCUGCAUCGGGCUACCGAUCACAACUUAUUUAGAAGUUUGUAUGUGUAUCAAUAGUUAUUACAAUUACAAAGAAUUGACAACAAAUUAAAGUUCUGGAAACGAA
This is a messenger RNA of Sphaeroforma arctica JP610, 4913 nucleotides long. RefSeq lists its product as hypothetical. The record is from RefSeq and is a predicted model, not a curated record. NCBI's taxonomy places the organism in Eukaryota, Ichthyosporea, Ichthyophonida. Gene Ontology annotation, cellular component: nucleus. The coding region runs from base 379 to 3525 and encodes 1048 amino acids. The transcript has 3 exons. Gene Ontology annotation, biological process: regulation of transcription by RNA polymerase II.